UAUGAUGUGGUUAAAUUUGUCUGAUUGGUUGUGUUCCGCUGUGCCACGCGACUUUGAGCGAAUCAACUAGCCAUCUGUCCUGCGCAACUGUUGCACUUGUCCACUUUGUGAUUGAAGAGCGGAGCAGAGGUUGAAGAAACCAUCGACUAACUUUUACCUGGACUAGGCUAAUUUAAACGGUCUAUUUGAGCCUUUUGACAUUAUGCAUUUACUACAAGGUUAGCAGAUUAAGGUAGUUAUCCACAGUCUCAGUACAGCACGGUCCACCAAUACAGCAAGUGAGCUAACUAGCUUGCUAGCUAAUCCUCUGGUUCUACAAGAUGUCUAUGAGAACACUUCCUCUAGUUUUUAUUAACCUCGGCGGAGAAAUGCUCUAUAUUCUGGACCAACGUCUUCAAACUCAGAAUACCGCCGAUGAUAAUACACAGAAAGGUGUAUGGUCAGAUGACGACAGAAAAAGAGUUAUGAAUGACAUCAUAGCCACCAUGUUCAGUAAGGCCUUCAUGGAGGAACUGCUGAAGCCUCAGGACCUCUACAGUAAUAGGGCUCUGAGAACAGUGCUAACACGACUAGCCCAUGCCUCCAUCAUGAGGCUCAACCCUGCCAGCAUGGAUAGGCUUUAUGAAUUGAUGGUGAUGGCUUUCAAAUACCAACUCCUGCUGUGUCCACGUCCCAGAGACCUGCUGAUUAUUUCAUACAAUCACAUAGACGCCAUCCGGGAGUUUGUGAGAGACACCCCCAGUGUUCUCAACCAAGUGGACGAGACACACCGAAAGAUCAUUGAGGUGUAUACACCCUUGUCUGAUGGGGAAUUUCAACUCCUCCGACAAACGCUUCUCAUAUUUCUUCAAGACAUGCAUGUCAGGGUAUCACUUUUCCUCAAGGAUAAAGUGCAGAAUCCCAAUGGACGCUUUGCUCUCUCGACCACAGGCCCAGUGCCCCAUGGGACAGAAGUCCCAGGGUUAAUCAGGAUGUUUAGUAGCAAUGGGAAGGAGUGGAAGAGAUGGGAGUUCCCCACUGGAGGCAGUUACACCAGCUCCAUCCGAGUGGGCUCCUUUGAGCGGUUUGGAGAUAGAGUCACCCGAAUUGGGACAAAUAUGUACAGAGUGACUCAACCAGAAGAAACUCACACAUCCAAGAACUACUCUCAAAAGGCGAACUCUGAACCCAAUCCCCUGGCCAAAGAGGAGCUGAACCUGCUGGCUCGACUGCUGGGUGGAAUGAAGGUUCAGAACCGAAACACUGAAACAGGGUUCCGGGUCAACCUCUUUGCCACAGACCAAGAGGAAGAGGAGGCUGGAGCAUCAGGAGGGAAUGGGGAUCAGUCAUUCCAAGUGAUUAAUAUUCAAGCAACACAGGACGUGCAAGUCAACACAGAACUGGCUCGGAUCGCGGGAGAGUUUACCGGGGAGCCUGAACAGACUGAAUCACCAGAGGGACCAAGCAACAAGGGGGAUGACCUGCUGGCCAUGAUGGAUGAACUUAUUGAACUAUAAUGUUGAUUAUGAUGAGGUUCUGGUGGGUAGAGCUGUAAAAUCAGUAUUGUAGUUUGGGCAAGAUGCCUAUUGUAGUUUGGGUGCUUAAUGUUACUGUGGUUAUCCACUAUACUUGAGCUGGUCAAUCAAUGCUUACAUACACAAACUCAACAUUACCUCUUAGGCCCGUUUGUUGGACAAAAGUUGAAUCACGUAUUACUUUAGUCUAUCUUUUCAUCCCUCUGGUGGUGCUAUUUUGGUUUGUAGAUUACAUCUUAAAACGAGUGCAAAAAGUGAAGUAUAAGACUGUAAAAAUAAAUGAAAAGUAUUGUAGAUAUGAAUAUAUUGUAUAUUUGUAAUGUUGAUGAUUCUAUGAAGAAAAUCUUGUGUAUAUAGAGAAUAUUUAUAUAUAGUAUGUAUGAGUUUUAUUUUUGUAUUCGGUGGCACUUCAUAUUUUGGUAAAUGAUCUACCAGUCAUUGAAUAUAAGAAGCAGUUGUCUUCAAUAAACCAACACUCAAGCA
Messenger RNA from Oncorhynchus keta (chum salmon), 1997 nucleotides. It is a transcript of the gene oscp1a, whose product is annotated as organic solute carrier partner 1a. The coding region runs from base 321 to 1496 and encodes 391 amino acids. Gene Ontology annotation, biological process: transport. NCBI's taxonomy places the organism in Eukaryota, Metazoa, Chordata, Actinopteri, Salmoniformes, Salmonidae. The transcript is spliced from 11 exons. The record is from RefSeq and is a predicted model, not a curated record. Gene Ontology annotation, cellular component: cytoplasm; plasma membrane.